CACUUGAUUAGAUGAGGAGCAUCUCGGAGCCGGUAUAAUGGGAGCAGAGCGAGAAAACACGAGUGUAUGAGAUCUACAGUCCACCAUCGUUUGGAGGCACAUUCAAAUUGUCGCAAAAAUGAAGAUUUGGAGCACUGAGCACAUAUUCGGCUACCCUUGGGAGACUGUGAUCAAAGCAGCUAUGAGGAAGUAUCCUAAUCCAAUGAACCCUAGUGUUGUUGGAGUGGACGUUCUUGAUAGGAACUUGGACACACAUGGACGUCUACACAGUCAUCGGCUCCUCAGCACAGAGUGGGGGCUUCCAGGGGUUGUCAGAGCGAUUUUGGGGACAAAUCGAACCAUCACGUAUGUAAAAGAACAUUCCAUUGUGGACCCAGAAGAAAAAAAAAUGGAGCUUUGCUCAACAAAUAUAACCCUAACUAAUUUAAUAUCAGUUGAUGAAAGGCUCGUCUACAGGCCUCAUCCAGAAAAUCCAGAGGCCACUGUAUUAACCCAAGAGGCAAUCAUCACGGUGAAGGGGAUCAGUCUGAGCAGCUACCUUGAGGGGCUGAUGGCUCUAACCAUGUCAGCCAAUGCAAGAAAGAGCCCAUGAAUGAGGACCACAUGAUCAGCAGCAGCAGCAGCACCAGCUCUGAAACCACAUCUGGCCUGCCUGACUUUGCCCCGUCUCGCUUUGUGUUGAUGUUUGUACUCGAAGGUAGUCAAAUUAGUGCUCAUUUAUGCACUGUUGGAUUUAAAACCUCAUAAAAUUGCACUAUUACAGACAAAACGUAUAGUUUUGAAUGUCGCUACAAAAUAUGCAUUGCACUGACUACCUCCUAUUUUAGAGUUCUUUUAAUGCCAUAACAGGGAUCCCAGUAUCGAUUGGAUGUUAAUUUGGAAUUAAGCACCUUAAAGUUCAGAGUAUCUAGAAAUGGAAUAAAAAUGUUUCAUGUGUUCUUAAAAUCACGAUUAAGGGGAAUAUGAGGUAAUUUUGUUGUUGGCUUCUUAAAGUUUGCAUGGGUAGUCAUAAAGUGUAAUUAACAGAUAAAGUAUAGCU
This is a messenger RNA of Sinocyclocheilus rhinocerous, 1039 nucleotides long. RefSeq names its product PRELI domain containing protein 3A-like. The transcript has 6 exons. The record is from RefSeq and is a predicted model, not a curated record. Lineage: Eukaryota; Metazoa; Chordata; Actinopteri; Cypriniformes; Cyprinidae. The coding region runs from base 119 to 592 and encodes 157 amino acids. Gene Ontology annotation, cellular component: mitochondrial intermembrane space.